GCUAAACAAUUGGGCUGGGUUCGGGUCCAUUCCCCAUGGAAAUUACUAACAAAACCCUCUCAAACCCUAACUAUCCCCCCCUCCCCUUUCAAACCCUAAUCCCUCUCCUCAUUUCUCCUCGCACAGCCGCGCACAGCCCCUGCGUUUACUUUCUGUGGUAAGUCAUGGUUAAGCAUAACAAUGUUGUGCCAAAUGGGCACUUCAAGAAGCACUGGCAGAAUUAUGUCAAAACUUGGUUUAACCAGCCCGCCCGCAAAACAAGACGACGGUUAGCUAGGCAAAAGAAGGCUGUGAAGACAUUUCCACAGCCCACAGCGGGACCACUUCGACCUAUCGUCCAUGGACAAACCCUGAAGUAUAACAUGAAAGUUAGGGCAGGCCGGGGAUUUUCUCUUGAAGAGCUUAAGGCAGCAGGCAUUGCAAAAAAAUUUGCUCGAACCAUUGGCAUUGCUGUUGAUCAUCGUCGCAAGAAUCGCUCUCUUGAAGGUCUUCAAGCUAAUGUGCAGAGGCUAAAGACAUACAAGGCUAAGCUGGUUGUCUUUCCAAGGCGUGCAAGAAAAGUCAAGGCUGGUGAUUCUACUCCUGAGGAACUUGCAACGGCCACACAGGUCCAAGGUCUUUACAUGCCGAUUGCAAGGGAGCAGCCCACCGUUGAGCUUGUGAAGGUCACCGAUGAGAUGAAAUCAUUUAAAGCCUACGCCAAGCUGCGGCUAGAACGAACGAAUCAACGCCAUGUUGGUGUCAGGAUGAAGAGGGCUGCUGAGGCAGAGAAGGAAGAAAAGAAGUAAAAGAUGGGAGGGAGAGGCAGUGAUUCUGGUGUCCCUGGGUAGAAAUCCUCAAAUUUUUAGGCCAGAAUGUGGUUACCAAGUUUUAAUCCAUUUUAUUACCAAUGAUGCCAAAACACAACGUUUGCAGUUUUGAGUAGGCUCUAUGGACAAAUGUUAUGCCUUAAUCCUUGGUUCUGAAUUGCUUGGAUUAUUUUAUGUUAAUUUCCCUUUUUUGCUUGAUAUAACUUACUAGAACAACUGUUGUGCCUUUUGAAAAAUUGUGUAAUUUUAAUUUUCUUGUUUCGGGAAUCAUAUUGAGGUUUGUUGGUUGGUC
Malania oleifera is the source of this 1101-nucleotide messenger RNA. RefSeq names its product large ribosomal subunit protein eL13z. The transcript has 5 exons. Gene Ontology annotation, molecular function: structural constituent of ribosome; RNA binding. Lineage: Eukaryota; Viridiplantae; Streptophyta; Magnoliopsida; Santalales; Ximeniaceae. The record is from RefSeq and is a predicted model, not a curated record. Gene Ontology annotation, cellular component: ribosome; cytosolic large ribosomal subunit. Gene Ontology annotation, biological process: translation. Bases 165 to 788 code for a protein of 207 amino acids.